Anopheles arabiensis is the source of this 1630-nucleotide messenger RNA. RefSeq names its product translation initiation factor IF-2 (gene RpL23A). Gene Ontology annotation, molecular function: structural constituent of ribosome; rRNA binding. NCBI's taxonomy places the organism in Eukaryota, Metazoa, Arthropoda, Insecta, Diptera, Culicidae. The record is from RefSeq and is a predicted model, not a curated record. Bases 82 to 1254 code for a protein of 390 amino acids. Gene Ontology annotation, biological process: translation; ribosomal large subunit assembly. Gene Ontology annotation, cellular component: cytosolic large ribosomal subunit; ribosome. The transcript is spliced from 4 exons.
UUUCUACCAUGUGUCAUCGUUCCGGAAGCGGAGCAUAGAUGCUAGCUACCUCCGUUUUGACAUCUCUUUUCCAUCUCAAGUAUGGGUCCGAAGAAACCGUCUGAGAAGCCCGCCGGCCAACCGGCCGAAAAGAAAGAGAAGAAGCCGGCAGCCGCCGCCGCUGCUACGGCUUCCGGAUCUGGUGAGAAGAAACCCGCAGCGGAAAAGAAGCCCGCGGCGGAGAAGAAGCCAGCUGCUGAGAAGAAGCCAGCGGCUGCACCAGCUGAGAAGAAGCCCGCUGCCGAGAAGAAGCCGGCCGCUGAGAAGAAGCCCGCCGAGGAGAAGAAGGCCGAGAAGCGUGCCGCACCGGCCGCCGACAGCAAGGCCGCUCCGAAGAAGAAGGCACCGGCUGCCGCCGCCGCUGCUGCUGGAACCAGCAAGCCUGCCGGUGAGGCCAAGAAGGAUGCCAAGAAGGCUGCCCCGGCCGCUGCUGCUGCCGCUGGCGCUGCUGGCAAAAAGGGAGCCAAGGCUGCCCCGGCCGCUGCUGCUGCCGCUGCCGCCGCUGGCAAGAAGAAGGCCGCAGAGAAGAAGGGAGCUGCUGCCGCAGCCGCCGCCGACAAGAAGGGCGCUGCCAAGCCCGCUGCCAAGGGAGCUAAGGCUGCGGCCGGUGCCGGUGCCAAGGGUGGCAAAGCGGCUGCCGGUGGCAAGCCCGCCAAGGCUGGCGAGAAGAAGAAGCCGGUGCGCCGUAUCAAUGCCAAGGGCAAGAAGACGACCAAGUCCCCGCGCCCGAAGCUGACCAAGGAGCAGGUGAAGGCCAAGAUCCAGAAGGGCAUCCAGAAGGCUCGUGCCACCGCUAUGCUGCGUGCCAAGCGUGCCUCGACCAAGCUGGUCAAGGGUCCGUAUGGAACCUGCGUCCGCAAGAUCCGCACGUCCGUGCACUUCAAGCGGCCGAAGACCCUGAAGCUUCCGCGUCGUCCCAAGUACCCGAGGAAGUCGGUCGCCAAGCGCAGCCGCAUGGAUGCGUACAAUAUAAUUAAGUACCCGCUGACGACCGAAGCGGCGAUGAAGAAGAUCGAGGACAACAACACGCUCGUCUUCCUGAUUCACCUGCGCGCCAACAAGAACCACGUGAAGGCCGCCGUGAGGAAGCUGUACGACGUGAAGGUGCUGAAGAUCAACACGCUGGUGCGACCGGACGGCAAGAAGAAGGCGUACGUGCGGCUAACGCGCGACUACGAUGCGCUCGACAUUGCCAACAAGAUCGGCAUCAUCUAAAGCGCUAGUUUUGUACGGUUUUUUGGCGAACACUCCGCUCUUUUUCUCCUGCCCCGGUGGGGAAUAAUGGGGAGGAGUGUUCAGAGCGGGAAAAGGAGAGGAUGCUGCGUCGUGCGUACCGGAGUUUGUUUACACGGUGUGUGCGCGUGUGUAUCCUUUUUGCAUUCCUACUCUCCUCAGAUACGUUUCUCCUGGCGCGUUGUACGCGCGCAAUCAAUCCUUUCCACACUCAUCCGCGGAGAAACCUUUCUGUGUAAAGCUUUUGCUGGAAUCGUAUCUAGCAGAAGGUUAGAAGAAGCACACACGAUAACAACUGGUGAAAGAUGAAGAAAAAAUAUAAAACAUCUGUUCAGGAGAGGAGAAAAUGUAAAUUUAA